This is a messenger RNA of Drosophila takahashii, 3514 nucleotides long. It is a transcript of the gene GCC185, whose product is annotated as GRIP and coiled-coil domain containing 185 kDa. The record is from RefSeq and is a predicted model, not a curated record. Gene Ontology annotation, cellular component: Golgi apparatus. NCBI's taxonomy places the organism in Eukaryota, Metazoa, Arthropoda, Insecta, Diptera, Drosophilidae.
CCCUAUCAGCUGUUAGUGUGGCACUCCAGUGUUUUCUUCACUCGGUCUGAAUUAGGGUCCAAAAACAUUUGCCAAUAAUCUAGUUAGCUGCCUGAAAGGAGAAGCCCCAAUCUGCAAGGACUAAGGCUUAAAUGGUUGCACCGCGAUUAAAUGCAAGGACACGCAGUUAGCAAGUAACAUGGAGGCCGCAUCACCGAGGGAAACCCAGAAGAACACGAAUCCAAUCGAGUCUUUAAGCAAAGAUGAAAUCAUCGGCAAAUAUAAAGGCCUGCUGAACAUUGCCAAGAAGGCAAAGCAGGCGAAGGAUGAACUCACCGAGGAGAAUCACCGCCUCAAGGAGGCCCUAAAAAGGGCGGCGGAGAAGCAGAGCAGCCUGCCGGCCAUGCAGGAGAUGGUCCAGGACUUUACCGACAAGAACCUCAUACUCACCGAGCAGGUGAACUCGCUGAAGCGCAAGACCAAGGAGGAUGCCGACCGCCUGGCGCAAUUCGAGAUCGAGAACGAGAGCCUGAAGCGCCAGCUUGGGCGGCUGAGUGACGAGAACGAUGUCCUGCUGGCCGAUGUGGAUCGCAUGGAGAAGGCCAUGCAACAGGUCAACGCUUUGGGCAACGAGCAGCGCAAGAAUCUGGAACUUCUAGAGGUCGACAUUGCCAAGAUCAAGGAGGCGGAGGCGGAAAACGCCAAUCUCCGCCAGCAACUGGUCGCCGUGGCCGAGGAAUCGACGCUGAUGCAGCAGAAGUACCAGGGCAUCAAGGAAAUCAACUCUGAGCAGCGCAAGAAGUUUAACUCGCUGAAGGAUCGCUUCAUCGACGUCCACCGCAAGCUGAAGAACCUCAAGGAGUGCAAGUGCGUGCUUCUGGAGACGCAGCACGAGUAUGCCGCCUCCGUGUCCAAGUGGCAGGUGGAGAUCAUCAAGGCCUCGCAGCUGCUGUGCGCCAAGAUGAUGUCCCUGCAGGCUGAGAACGAAAAACUAAAGCAGAGCAGCGAAAAGCCAGACACUGGAAUCGAUCGGGAACGAUGGCUGGAGAGGAUUCAGGAACUGGACCGAUUGGCCAGAACGGUGAAGCAGCAGAGGAGCCAUUUGGAUGUGGAGCGUCUGCUGAAGAAGUUAAAUGCCAUCGAACAGCUGGCAGCCACUGUCAAAAAGGAACAGAAACUGGAGAAGGAGCAGCAGAGGAUUGAGAUCCCUUCCAGCAACCUGAAUGAGAGCCUUUUCCGGGCCAAACUUAAUCAAAUGCAAAACCUCGUCCAAGUCAUCGCAGAGGAGCGCAAUAACCAACAGAGGCAACUACAGGAUCUGGAGGCCAUUUGCAUAGAACUGCGCCAACACAACGAGGACCUACUCUCCCGAUUCCACCUCAAGGAGCAGGAGCAUGGUGAGCUGCUCACAGAAAUGCGCGAACUAAACGAGGCGCUGAAGGGACGCGGUGAUGCCAUCUCCCGCCUUCAGGAGCAGCACGAAGCGGAGGUCAAGCGACAGCGCGAUUUGGAGGCCCAACUCUCCAGCAGUCAGCAGGCGGCGCAGGAAAAGUUACAGAAGAUUAAACAACUUCAAAAUCGUGUUGAGGAACUGGAACAGGCCAAUGCCGAUGCCCAGAGUGAUGUCAUGUCCACAUCCACGAUUUCACGAGCCGACGAAUUGAACCGGCUGCGCGAACUGGACGAGGGCUACGAGGAGAAGUACCACAAACUGCGAGCCAUUGCUGCCAAGCUCAAGAAGAAGCUGCAGGAGCAGACGCAGCAACUGAAGGAGAUGGAACAGAGCGGAGCCUUGAAGCAGGAGUUGGAGGCUGUGAAAAUGGCCCAGGUGCAACUGCAGCAGGAUCUAAAUGCCGCCCGAGCUGAGAACCAGAAGCUCAGGUCCAAGGAGAAAGUAAAACCAUCUAGUGUCCUCAAUCUGGAGAUCGAAGCGGCCGAAAAAUCUCUUACCGAAGUCAGUGCCAAACUGGCGGCCAAGAGCAGCGAACUGGAUGCCGUCCGAGAAUCGCUGGCCAGCAAGGAGAACACCAUCGUCCAGCUGCGCAAGGAGAUCGCCAUUCUGGAGCAGGCCAAAAACGGAGAGGCGACUCAUUCUCUGGAGCUCAAAGAGCAAAUCGAUCGCAUGCAGGUCCAGGUGAAGGAUGCUGUUCACGGCAAACAGCAGGCACUCACGCAGAACAAGGAUUUGGAGCAGGCGGUUGAGCGGGUCAAGCUGGAGGCGGAGCAACUGCGUCUUCAGCUGGCGGAGAGCGCCCAGCAGUACGAAACCAGGCUAAGCACAGCCACCCAACAGCUGACCACGCGAACAGAGGAGCUGGAGGUGCACUUGGCGGAGCAAAAGCGAUUGGAGACGGCGCUCCGGAAUGCGGAACGGGCGCAGGAGGAUCUGCGAGUAGAGUACACCGAGUACAAGAUAAAAGCACAGUCGGUGCUGCGCAAAAACCAAAGCAAGGGCUCCAACCGAGAACAGGAACUGGAGGAAGAAUUGCUCGUGCUUCGCGAGAGUGAACGCAACCUGCGCGCCAGCAACGAUGGAAGAGCUGCUCGCCUGGCGCAAAUGGAUAGCCAAGUAGAAGCAUUGCGACAAGACAACGCUGAUCUGCAGAAACGCAGCAAAGAGCUUCUCACACUGGUAGACGAAUUGCGCCAGCAAAACGACCUGCUUUCGCUGGAAAACCAACGCCAGUUGCAAUUCCAACACGACCUAAUGCAGCAGCAUCGCCAGCAAGUUGAUCAACUGGACGCCGGCCAUCAGUUGCAACUAAAACAGGUGCAACAACAGUUGGAGGAGGCGGAGCAGAAGCAGAUUAACGUGUCCCAACAUAGCGCCACUUCGGCCGCCAGUGGAGAGCCGAGUCCAGAACAGGCAAAGAUCGAUUACCUGCUCAUGGACCACGAAUCGAGUUCGGAAAACCAUGCUGGCCACGAUGCCUCCCUGGCGCAAUUGGCCGCCCAGCGAAAGAUCUCCACUGCCUCGAGACGUUCCCACGACUUUAUGCCGCUCGACGAGCUGCUCAACACUUCCAUGAACCAAAUAACCAGCGACACCGUAACCACCAUCACGAAUUUCGGCCGCAGCGUCUCUCAGCAGGAGGAUGAGGAAGCGGAAAUGACCGCCGUCCAGAGUGCCCAACUGCAGGCCACAAAGGAGCAGCUGGGUAAACAGGAAAGUCGCAUCAAGCACUUGACUUCCCUGCUGGCUGAGAACGAGCAGGAUUUGGCCAAACUGACGCAGAUGAACGAUAUGCUCAAGGAGGAAUUGCGACGGCAAGAACGCUCAGAGGAGCGGGAACACCACAUGCACAACUCCGAGUAUUUGAAGAACGUUUUCUUAAAGUUCCUUACACUUAACAAUGUGGACGAGCGCCAGCGUUUGGUUCCGGUGCUGAAUACCAUCCUCCGUUUAAGUCGCAACGAAAUGGAGAUGCUCAAUUGUGUGGCCAAAGGACAGAAGGUGUCUCCAGAUGGCAGCAGUCGCAGCUGGACGGGAUUCCUUACCGCGUGGAGUGGAGGAGGCAGCCCCAACAACAAUUAG